Pelobates fuscus (common spadefoot toad) is the source of this 2219-nucleotide messenger RNA. RefSeq names its product heterogeneous nuclear ribonucleoprotein D like (gene HNRNPDL). The record is from RefSeq and is a predicted model, not a curated record. Gene Ontology annotation, biological process: regulation of gene expression. Lineage: Eukaryota; Metazoa; Chordata; Amphibia; Anura; Pelobatidae. Gene Ontology annotation, cellular component: nucleoplasm; chromatin. Gene Ontology annotation, molecular function: poly(G) binding; poly(A) binding. The transcript is spliced from 7 exons. Bases 40 to 939 code for a protein of 299 amino acids.
GUGUGGUUUCUGCUUUGCGCUUGUCAUCAUCCCCUCGCUAUGAGCGGUUACGGAAACAUGGAAGACUUCUCCGAAGGCUCCAAGAUCAAUGCUAGCAAGAACCAGCAGGAUGAGGGGAAAAUGUUUAUUGGAGGUUUGAGUUGGGACACAAGCAAAAAAGAUCUCACAGAAUAUCUCUCUCGGUUUGGUGAGGUGGUUGACUGUACAAUUAAAACAGAUCCAAUUACUGGAAGGUCCAGAGGCUUUGGUUUCGUACUCUUUAAGGAAGCAAUAAGUGUGGAUAAAGUGCUGGAAAUGAAAGAACACAAGCUUGAUGGUAAACUCAUUGAUCCUAAACGGGCAAAGGCAUUGAAGGGCAAAGAGGCUCCCAAAAAAGUAUUUGUUGGUGGCCUUAGUCCAGACACCACAGAAGAGCAGAUAAAAGAAUUUUUUGGAAAAUUUGGAGAGAUUGAAAAUAUUGAGCUGCCAAUGGACACAAAGACAAAUGAAAGGAGGGGAUUCUGCUUUAUUACUUUCACUGGUGAAGAGCCUGUUAAGAAACUCCUGGAAAGCAGGUUUCAUCAGAUUGGAUCAGGAAAGUGUGAGAUAAAAGUUGCACAGCCCAAGGAAGUUUACCGACAGCAGCAGCAGCAACAGAAGGGAGGAAGAGGUGGAGGACCAACAUCUGGUAGAGGAGGCUCUCGAGGGAGAGGCAGAGGCGGUCAAGGUCAAAGCUGGAAUCAGGGUUACAAUAACUACUAUGAUCAAGGGUAUGGUGGCUAUGGAAACAACUACAGUGAACAAGGUUACAACAAUUACAGUGGCUAUGACUAUCCCAGUUACAACUACAGCAACUAUGGUGGAUACAAUCAAGGAUAUACAGACUACAGUGGUCAACAGAGCACAUACGGCAAGGCAUCACGAGGUGGAAACCAUCAAAACAACUAUCAACCUUACUAAUGGAUUGUGCAAUGUAAAAAAAGGUGUGUAUGAGCAGACCUGAUUAACUAUUAAAUUUUUUUUUAAAGUAUUUUAUUUGAAUAAAGAUAACUUAAACUUUGUGUGGACUCAGUUUUUUUUAAAACAAAUUUACAAUUAACUUUCUGCAUCCCUUUUUGUAAAAUUGUUUUUAGAGCUCUAACUUUAAAGACGUGGUCUUAAAUCGUUUUCCCUUAAAUACUGCAGAAUUUUUAAACUGGGGUUCUCUGGAAUUUAUAAGCAAUUUUUUUUUAAAAGUAAUACCAGGUAAAGUACUGAAAUGGGUACAACGUAAGGUAAAGAAUGUUGUCUUCUAACUCUGACAUUAUACCUUGUUUGUACCCGCCAGCGGGAACUUCAUUGCAGGCCGUGUGUCACCCUGACCACGUCUAUCUCUGGGGUCGCACGUUGUGGGCCGAGCGCAAGGCGUACACCAGAAAACGCUGUCCUGUGGUAUGGUCUCUUACAACUUCAUGUACCAGCGUAAAGAUUAAACUGGGAAAACUACAGACUUCUUUAAUCUUUGUGGAAAGUCUUUUGUUAACACUGUAUAAAUUGUUUUUUGCAGGCGUUUUUGUUUAAAAUAAAAUAGUUGCAUUUUACAGUUUUAAUAAUUUUGCUCUUUAAUGUUUCCCCUAUUUUGUGCAUUUUAAAUUUUUAGGAUUUAAUGCUUGCUUCUUUUCUUUAUAGCCAGUAAGUGAAGUCUACAGACAAAUUAACUUUUUACUUUGUUUUUUUUAAAGAGGGGUGGAGUGUCUGAAAAAUUCAUACGCACAUUCACUAGUUCCCUUAUGUGGACUGUACAAAUAAAUACAUUAUGGAUUGUAAACAAAUCCCUAUUCAUUUGUGGAAUAUACUGACUGGAUAAAGCUCAUGAAAUGACUGGCAGUUUGAUGCCUAAAAGGCAAUGUGCAUAUGAGUUUUUUGGCUCUUAAGGAAUUAACUAUUUUGUAAUAAGCCAUUUCAAGUCUUAUUUUUCUAUAUUUUCCCCUGACAGUCUGCAGUAACUACUGUUUUUCCUUUCUUGUAGAUGGAUAUGAUAUGGCAAAGGAUUGCAAAGAAUGUUUUCACACGGGGAGGGUCCCCUCAACUAUACUCCCUUGAGAGGACACUUGAUUUAAGACACAUUGGUGUCUUGCUGUAUAUAGGAACUGGAUUGUUUUUAUUUUAAACAUUUUUUUUUUUUUAAAUUAGGUUUGUUUUCAAGUCUGUAAACAAUGCAUUUUAUGUUAAUUUUUAUUUGGUAAAUCCUGUACCUUGUG